Bufo bufo (common toad) is the source of this 5307-nucleotide messenger RNA. It is a transcript of the gene GNB4, whose product is annotated as G protein subunit beta 4. The transcript is spliced from 10 exons. Gene Ontology annotation, molecular function: signaling receptor complex adaptor activity; protein binding. Lineage: Eukaryota; Metazoa; Chordata; Amphibia; Anura; Bufonidae. The record is from RefSeq and is a predicted model, not a curated record. Gene Ontology annotation, biological process: G protein-coupled receptor signaling pathway. Bases 357 to 1379 code for a protein of 340 amino acids. Gene Ontology annotation, cellular component: heterotrimeric G-protein complex; cytoplasm.
GAAAAGCCCGGGUCUCGCGCAGCCUGUGUGGGCACGGUAUCGGAGCGCCGCAGCAGCACACUCCUCACAGAACGUGACAGGACGGGGAGGUAUCUGGGCGGAAGACGUCGCUGGCUUAUUAGAUUUGUGCGGGUUUAUUGUGUGACACCCCUCCGUGCCGAGUGUAUGGUUCGGGCCUGGGUGUGGCGGAUCUCGGGGCCGUGUGAUACAGGCUGCAGGAGGCUGCUCCUUCUAACGGGAUCCGGGGCUGAAGAGGCGGCGGGGAGCCAGGAUCACCGAGGCGGAGGCCGCAGGCCAGGAGCGGAUCUGUUCUUGCUGUUUGUGGCCUAGGUGUGUAAUAGUUCCAGGCUUUCAAGAUGAGUGAACUGGAACAGUUACGACAAGAAGCAGAGCAGCUGCGGAAUCAGAUCCGAGAUGCCCGGAAAGCAUGCAGCGACACAACCCUUGUUCAGAUCACAACCAGUUUGGACUCCGUAGGCCGAAUCCAAAUGCGUACUCGACGCACAUUGCGAGGUCACUUAGCUAAAAUUUAUGCCAUGCACUGGGGUUCAGAUUCAAGGCUAUUAGUGAGCGCAUCUCAAGAUGGGAAAUUAAUUAUUUGGGACAGUUAUACAACAAAUAAGAUGCACGCCAUUCCUCUGCGGUCCUCCUGGGUGAUGACUUGUGCUUAUGCGCCAUCUGGAAACUAUGUAGCUUGUGGAGGAUUAGAUAAUAUCUGCUCCAUUUAUAACCUGAAAACCAGAGAAGGAAAUGUGCGAGUGAGUAGAGAGCUCCCAGGACACACAGGAUACCUAUCAUGUUGCCGCUUCCUAGAUGACAACCAGAUCGUCACGAGCUCUGGAGAUACAACUUGUGCUUUGUGGGAUAUAGAGACUGGACAGCAAACGACCACCUUUACCGGACACACUGGAGAUGUGAUGAGCCUGUCUCUGAGCCCUGACAUGAGGACCUUCGUCUCUGGUGCUUGUGAUGCUUCCUCUAAGCUGUGGGAUAUUCGUGAUGGCAUGUGUAGACAGUCUUUUACUGGCCACGUUUCUGAUAUCAAUGCAGUCUGCUUUUUCCCCAAUGGGCAUGCAUUUGCCACUGGAUCGGAUGAUGCCACUUGCCGGCUGUUUGACCUGCGUGCAGACCAGGAGUUGAUGAUGUAUUCCCAUGACAAUAUCAUCUGCGGAAUCACCUCCGUAGCUUUCUCAAAAAGCGGCCGCCUGUUACUAGCAGGAUAUGAUGAUUUCAACUGCAACGUGUGGGACACUUUGAAAGGCGAAAGGGCAGGAGUCCUUGCUGGCCACGAUAACCGCGUGAGCUGUUUAGGUGUAACCGACGAUGGCAUGGCUGUAGCUACAGGGUCUUGGGACAGUUUUCUCAGAAUCUGGAAUUAACUUGGGCAAAGAAAAAUGAUCUUGUAAAUUCUCCACCGAGAUCUGGAGAGGUCAAUGCUGCAGCCUGUAGCUGUGAAAUAAUAACAUUUCUACCUUGUAUUUGCAGGUGAAGUUUUUCUAUUCACUGAUUAUUAUUACACAAAAAAAAAGGCUUUCUUUAAACUAGUACAAAAUCAAAUGAAGUCCUAGGGGUUCAAAGGGGAAAGAGCAUUGGUGACUAUUUCAAGGGGCUAGCACACAGGAUCAUGGUGACCAAGAGUCUAGGAGCCAGUCUUUAUUUUGUGGUUUGGUUAAGUUGUUUUAACCCUUUUGCUGCUAGAAAAGUCGGUUAUGUGUAAGACCUUUACAGCAGCCACACGGUUAAAAGAUUUCUGCUUUGUGCUCAAAGUCUGCUGAGUCUGUACUGAUAUUUUAUCUUUUUUUUGUACAUAAUUGAAUGUACACACUAUAGCAGCCGAUCAUGUAAUGUUUGUAUGUAAAAAAACAAAACCGAAAAAUAGAAAAAACAAACAAAUAUGAAAUGCCUUUUUUAUUUAAAGAAUAUGAAUUGUAGCUUUUUUGAGCGCCACAAUAGUUUAGUGAUAAAUAUACUUGAUUGUUGUUUUUGUUUUUAUUUUUUUCCUCUUUGUGAAUUUGCUGUGGAUGAAAUGAAGUCAUUGCUUUGUAUUUGUAUCCAUACGGUUGUAGUAUAUCUUCACGUUUUUAGGCAGGCCAGUUUUUAACCUUGCCCCCUUCCAUUGUUUGGCCUAAUGGGACAGCGAACCUCUGGUGUUGUGUACUGAUGCCUUUGUGCAGUCCAAGUAAUAUGCAGGAAAAUCCAAUCUGCUAUUCUAGUUUCUGACUUGAAUGCACUAAUGUAAAUUGCUAAACUUUCCAUCUACCUGCACUGAAGAAGAAGAAAAAAAUACUUGAAAUUUCUUUCUUUUUUUUUUUAAACCCAAUGAAAAUUGAGACCAAUCCAACCUAAAGCCCUAAUAAGAGUCUAGAGUCGGUAACACAGACUUCCUGUCACUUCUAGCCAGAGCACCCUGAUCAUAUACACGAUACUGUAGGCAAGUCGGACUAUUGAAACCCUGUGUUGUAAGUUGUGAUGCGUCAGACCCUUUGUAUAAUUGUACAGCCAACACCUCUCCAGUGUAGCGCCACGUGUCGCUUUGUUUUGUGUUAGCGGCACAGAAGUGAUACCCCAGAUUCUCCAGAUAAAUCCAGCGUCCAAGUCUCGGCUUCCCUCAGUUGGAGAAUGUGACGGCCUGUUAAAUUUAGAUUUUAUAACGUAAUACAGUCUGAUUCCUUCCCUUGGAGCAUCCAGUGCCAAAUCAGUUUGUCCUUCAGUAUCGGGGUGUACUUCCUACAGGUUGUACUGGCAGCCACUUUAUUUGAUAUGCCAGGUUGUGAGGCGAGAAAAUGGCUGCAUGUACCGUGGGUAGGCGACCCGUUUAUGGGGGUAGGCAGCCUUUGUGAUGCACUGUGCCUUCUGUCACAUUUCUUCUCAAAAGUGCCAAUAAAUACCAGGCAGAUCACACUAUUAAAAUUUCGAUUAUUUUUUUUUUUUGCACAAGUAUUCUAUUGAUAAUUCAGUAUGGAGGACCAAAUUGCGAGCGGGAUAUUCAGUAUUCUCUGCAUAGUUUAGAACCGUUUUUCUGCUUUUUUUUUUUUUGCCAGCUUUUUUCUUUGUUCUGGUUACUAAAGGAAUGGGAGAAGUUUUGACAAGUUUGACCAUAAUGGUGUUCCCUUUGAGCACAACAGUUUUUUUUUUUUGAGACCAAACAGACUUCAGCACAUGACAUAAUGUGUAUCCCCGUGAAUGGUGAUUUCUCAGUGCACUUAACCAUGCUGCAAAGUCCUGACCACGCGUUAAUCUGGCGUCAUUUGUAAAAUCCGCAGAUUCUUCUGCUGUCGGAAAGGUAGAUCUGUUUGUGACGGGGAGCAGUGGGAAAAGUGAUUCUGUGUGAUCAGGUCUUGUACUUUGCUAGUUAGAAUAACCAGAGCACCAUUUUUCAGUAUAGGUCUCCUAGUAUGUUCUAAGGUGGAAAGUGAGACAUUGGACACCAAGGAUAAAAUACAUUUUCAGUUUCCCAUACACUAACCGUGCCAGGUGUGUCGUAUCUGGGUAUAGUAGUUUCUAGAGAUUGUACUUCCCGAUCACCAAGGUACCCACCACCUGCUCUUGUGAGACUUUUGACACCUACAAAUUGUUCUACUUGUUCUGUGUUUUUUUUUUUUUUUUUUUUUAAGAUAACUUUGGGGAAUUCACUAUGUGCCAAUAUAUAACCCUUUGUAUUAAUGCCAACUGUAAUGUAUUUUAUUUGCCUGCCUUUUAUGUUUACUUGUCGCCUUUGUGCAAUGGAAAUGACCUCUGUGCAGCCUGCACCUAUAGGCACAUUGUCCUUAUACCUGUCGUCGCUGGGGCAGCUCUUCUGUGGAAGGAACCCCUGUUACCGUGUCAAUUCAUGGGGAGAAGUCUGCCCCAUCAUUGAUUUCUAGUGAAUUGAUGGGCAGGACUGGGGUGAUCCCACAGCACGGCUGGCCCAGCGCUUGCGCAGAUGCCUUUUUAAUGACCAUAUGAGCGUGAAGGAACAUCACGUUAUCACAGCCUGUAGAAAGUUGGUGUGUACUACCUUACCUUCUAUGCUGUGCUUCAGUGCAUGGUGGAGCUGGCAACAUUGUGCAACUACCAGGCUGUUUAUAAGUAGACUGUGCCAAUUUCCCUGCACUGGACUCUGAUCUAACUGUCUUAUGGUCCACCCAUCUGCGACGUAAACUGAAGUGGCGAAAAUGGCCACAUGCUUCUUCCUCCUAGGACAAAGAAGACCACUUUCUCUAUUUGACUUGAGUGGAACUGUAGUCUGCAUCAUCCAUACACUGCACUUUCCCCUGUCAGUAUAAACUGCUCACUCUAGAUUACAUUCCAACACUCUAAUGAAAGAGACUUGCAGCUGUGAGGUUGAAGUACUGUAUUCACGCAGUUUGGCGACGGCAGACUGCUUUACAUCCUGAGCUGAAAUUUUCUAGUUGAGUGACAGAAUGAAAGACUGCGUUUGUGCAAGUAAUGAAGCAUGGGUUAAUGGCGCACCUUGUAUACAUACUCUGGCAUGCAUGCUAGUGAAAUCUCUUCCUAAGUUUCGAGGCACCACCGGCCUCGUCUCUCUUCUAUUUUUAUCCAAUUGCUGGUUGUAUAAAAUACAUGCAGAAUGUUUAAUGCCGUGUCGUAUGGUAAUAUGUGCAAACAGUGUACUGAUUGAUAUAAAAUGAUUAAACACAUUACAUGUGCCUCACAAAUUCUUCUACCACACAGUGUGCUAGGGUUCGAGUUAAUAUGGACUUCAGUGGAGAGUAGCUCUAGAUCUUUACGGCCUUUUAUUGCUUUCUUUACAUAGUGGUGCUUAAUCCUGUGUGUUUCUCCAUUCUGGGGGAGGGAGGGGAAAUGGUUAAAAAAACAAAAACAAAAAAAAAAAGCAUCUUUUAACAUGUGAGUUCUUACACUUUCUAUCCAUAGAAGUCCAAGGUUUAGUUGCUUUUGUUGCUGUAAAAUAUAUAUCUACACUUUCCAGGAGGACAAUUCUCACACAUUCAUUUUAUAACAUUUUUACUCAUCUGUUGCUGACAAAAGGCUUUAUAAAUAUGGAUUCUGAAUUAAUUCUGCACUGCCUUUUGGAUCGUGUACGUAUUAAGAACUGUCUUAAAGAUUUUAAGCCAAUUAAAAAAACCAGGGACGUGCCAUGCAUUAUUUUUAUUUUUUUUCUCUCCCUUUAUAACAGUCGCUGUUGUAUAAAAGAUUUCCCUGUGAAAUAAUCACUUGCUAUAAACGUUUUGUUUAUAUUUUUCCACAUUUGAUUUUUUUUUCUUUGUAUUUGUACAGUGGCUCAGUGAAACCAAUAUGUUGCCAUGAAUUGAUAUUGUAACCAAUAAACAAGUGCUUUUAACCAGA